Molecule: messenger RNA, 1114 nt
Organism: Ichthyophthirius multifiliis
Lineage: Eukaryota; Ciliophora; Oligohymenophorea; Hymenostomatida
Exons: 2
Molecular function (GO): RNA binding
Source: RefSeq, a predicted model, not a curated record
AUUAAAUAAAAUCCAAAAAAAUUUAAUUAAAAUAAAAAAAUAUAAAAAAUGAUAACAUAAGAUACUGUAUACUUAUCUAAUUUACCAGAAGGAACAACAAUAGAAAUACUUUAUAAUUGUUAUAUUACUUGUGGAGAAAUAGCUAAAAUAUAUCUAAGUUCAACUGAUAAAACUGCACUAAUUUAAUUUAAUGAAGAAGAUGAAGCAUAAGCAGCACUUACUUACGAUUUGAUAAAUGAAUAAUCAAUUAAUAUAGAAAUCGCAACAACUGACAAGCUAGAUAAUAUAACUCAAUAAGUAAAUUAUGAUGGAUAAUCUCAAAAUUAAUAAAAAUAAGAAAGCAAUAAUAAUGAUGAUGAAAUUAACUAAUUUUUAGACCAUUAACAGUCUGAAAAUUAAAAAAAGAAGAAGAAUAAAGAGUUUAAUAAGAAGCUGAAAAAUAAAGAGCUUAAUAAGAAGCUGAUAAAUAAAAAGCUUAAUAAGAAGCUGAAAAAUAAAGAGCUUAAUAAGAAGCUGAAAAAUAAAAAGCUUAAUAAGAAGCUGAAAGAUAAAGAUAAGCUGAAUUAUAAAUAUAAUAGGAAUAAUAAGCUAAAUUAGAAUAAGAAUAAUAGGCUGAGUUAUAAAGAUAACUUUAAGAAGCCAAAAAAGCUGAAGAGUAAAAAAAACUUGAAGAAUAAAGAAAAGCUGAAGAAUAAAGAUAAACUGAAUAAGCAAAAAAAGCUGAGGAAGCUCGUUUGUAAGAAGAAAAUAGAAUAAAAUUAGAAGAAUAAGUGCGUAAAGAAUAAGAAAUAAGAAGAUAAGAAGAAUAGUUGAAAGCAGAAGCUGAAAAAGCAAAAAAUGAAAAAGAAGAAUGUGAAAAGAGAGUUAAAUAAGAGGAAAAAACAUAAAGAGGGAAUAAAUAAUAAGAAGAAAAUUAAUGCUUAGAUAAUUAAAAGCUAUUGUAAACCUUACAAAAUACAAGCAUUCCUUCUAGAAGCAAAUUAGAUUAAAAUGAUUUAUUUUAAAAUGUUUUUAACCCAGUCUUUAUUGGCUUAGCUUCUUCUUUAUUUGUUGCUUUUUCACUUUUUAUUGGUAACGUGUUUUGAUUUUAUAUAGAUGAAGAUUUUUUUUUAUU